Entamoeba invadens IP1 is the source of this 309-nucleotide messenger RNA. RefSeq lists its product as hypothetical. Gene Ontology annotation, biological process: mitochondrial respirasome assembly. The coding region runs from base 1 to 309 and encodes 102 amino acids. Lineage: Eukaryota; Evosea; Mastigamoebida; Endamoebidae. The transcript has 2 exons. The record is from RefSeq and is a predicted model, not a curated record.
AUGAAUAUAUUAGACCGUGACUACGAGUGGACAAAGAAAACUGUAUGCAAAGCAAUUUUUAGUACUAAAACAAUACUAUCUCUCAUUAUAGGUAUUACUAUAGGAGUUAUAGGAGUUCAAGGAUGGUUAGGCUUUGCCAUCUUCUUUGGGACAACCGGUCUUAUAAGUGUGUUAUUUGUUUUGUACUAUCAUUUGGACGAAUUGGAGCGAGAAGUCACUUAUGGAGAUGCUUUCAAUGAAGGACUUGGAGCUGCUCUCUCGGCAUUCUUACUGAUGUGGAUCGUCACAUUCACUUUCGUUCAUUCAUAA